This is a messenger RNA of Quercus robur (English oak), 1191 nucleotides long. RefSeq names its product protein VASCULATURE COMPLEXITY AND CONNECTIVITY-like. NCBI's taxonomy places the organism in Eukaryota, Viridiplantae, Streptophyta, Magnoliopsida, Fagales, Fagaceae. Bases 231 to 713 code for a protein of 160 amino acids. The transcript has 3 exons. The record is from RefSeq and is a predicted model, not a curated record.
AAUCCAAGACCGAAGAAAAAGAAGGAGAAAGAAGUCACAAAAGCAACAUAAAGUGCGUAGACAAAAGAAGCUUUUACCCGCUUAUCCCCAGCUAAUGCCCAUUCUACACACUUUUCUACUCUUUAAAACCCCUUAAAACUUUGUUCAGAUGUUCCUUCUCAUCUAAAACAUAGUAGAGACUAGAGAGAGAAUUUGUUCUUUUCAAUUGCUCCAUAUUUUCCCCCAAAAAAAUGGCCAAGAUAGUAGGUGCUUUUAUUUGUGUAUUGAUAGUGGCAAUGGAUGUCAUGGCCGGGAUCCUAGGCAUUGAAGCUGAAAUUGAACAAAACAAGGUCAAGCACUUAAGGCUAUGGAUAUUCGAGUGUAAAGACCCAAGUGAGCAGGCUUUCAAGCUGGGUUUUGGUGCAGCAGCACUUCUGGGUCUAGCCCAUGUCAUAGCCAACUUGCUUGGUGGGUGUAACUGCAUUUGUUCUCAAGAAGAGCUCGAAAAGGCUUCCCCAAGUAGGCAACUCUCAGUGGCUUGCCUCAUUUUCACUUGGAUUAUAUUUGCCGUGGGAUUGUCCAUGCUGGUGAUAGGGACUUUGUCAAACCGCAAGUCAAGGGCUUCCUGUGGUUUCACACACCAUCAUUUUCUGUCCAUUGGAGGGAUUUUGUGUUUUGUUCAUGGCCUGUUUUCUGUUUCAUUUUACGUUUCUACCACUGCCAACCUUAGUUAGUAAGAAAUGAAAUGCAUGUAUGGAGGUCAUAAAUCAUAAUCAUAAGCCUCUACUUUACUCGUUCUUCUCUUUACAUUAGCUUUUUCUGUUUUUCAAAAUGUAACCACUUUAGAAUGACAAUUCUGACCUCCACAUGGAAUGUGUGAAGCUUUAAUAUUGCUGGUGAUAGGGACUUUGUCAAACCGCAAGUCAAGGGCUUCCUGUGGUUUCACACACCAUCAUUUUCUGUCCAUUGGAGGGAUUUUGUGUUUUGUUCAUGGCCUGUUUUCUGUUUCAUUUUACGUUUCUACCACUGCCAACCUUAGUUAGUAAGAAAUGAAAUGCAUGUAUGGAGGUCAUAAAUCAUAAUCAUAAGCCUCUACUUUACUCGUUCUUCUCUUUACAUUAGCUUUUUCUGUUUUUCAAAAUGUAACCACUUUAGAAUGACAAUUCUGACCUCCACAUGGAAUGUGUGAAGCUUUAAUAUUGCUGGUUUCAA